Messenger RNA from Hibiscus syriacus, 1833 nucleotides. RefSeq names its product calcium-dependent protein kinase 26-like. Bases 52 to 1833 code for a protein of 593 amino acids. Gene Ontology annotation, cellular component: cytoplasm; nucleus. Gene Ontology annotation, molecular function: ATP binding; calcium-dependent protein serine/threonine kinase activity; calmodulin binding. Gene Ontology annotation, biological process: peptidyl-serine phosphorylation; intracellular signal transduction; protein autophosphorylation. The record is from RefSeq and is a predicted model, not a curated record. The transcript is spliced from 7 exons. NCBI's taxonomy places the organism in Eukaryota, Viridiplantae, Streptophyta, Magnoliopsida, Malvales, Malvaceae.
AUAGAUGUAUGCUUAUACAAGAAAAAGUGUAAGAAUUGGGAGUAGUUUCAGAUGGGAAACAAUUGUUUUAAAAAUGGCUUCUUUCAAACAAUCUCAAAUUCCAUUUGGGGGAGUGGAUCAGACGAAGAUGCAAACAAGGAUAAAGAAAAAGAAGCAGUUGAGUCUGGAACUGAAGAAAAAGAAGCUCCCAAGCAGCAGCCCCCUGAAGAAAUAAAGAUUGUUAAGGAAGAGACAGAAAAGGAAGAAGGAAAGUCUAAAGAAGAACUCCAAAGGCAACAAUCAAAGCGUCCCCCUCAAAGACUUGACUCCAAACCAGCAUUACAGGUAAAUGUUGCUGUAAAUAAAGAGGAAGACCCUAAGGUUGACCCUAAGAAAAUACCAAGGAGACCCCAUAAUGUUAAAAGGCAGUCAUGUGCUGGACUCAAGAUAGACUCAGUGUUGCAAACGAAAAGAGGUAAUUUGAAGGAGUUCUACAACUUGGGGACCAAGCUAGGGAACGGACAGUUUGGGACAACUUUUGUAUGCACCGAGAAAGGUACUGGGAAGCAGUAUGCUUGCAAAUCGAUUGCUAAAAGGAAACUGGUAACUGAAGCUGAUGUUGAUGAUGUGAGGAGGGAAAUUCAGAUAAUGCAUCACAUGACAGGGCACCCUAAUAUUGUGUCCAUUAAAGGGGCUUACGAAGAUCCGGCGGCGGUUCAUUUUGUCAUGGAUUUGUGUGCAGGGGGAGAACUCUUUGAGAGGAUUGUUAAGAGAGGCCACUAUUCUGAAAGGAAGGCAUCAGAAUUAGCAAGGACUAUAGUUGGUGUUGUUGAAGCCUGUCAUUCCAUGGGAGUAAUGCAUAGGGAUCUUAAGCCUGAAAAUUUUCUUUUUGUGAAUGAGGAGGAGGAUUCACCUCUUAAAGUCAUUGAUUUUGGAUUAUCAAUAUUCUUCAAGCCUGGGGAUACCUUAUCUGCCGUUGUUGGAAGCCCAUACUAUGUUGCACCAGAGGUUUUGAAGAAGUGUUAUGGUCCAGAAGCUGACGUGUGGAGUGCUGGGGUGAUCAUUUACAUUCUCCUAUCUGGGGUGCCUCCAUUUUGGGGUGACAGUGAACAAGAAAUAUUCGACGAGAUUUUGAAAAGUGAACUUGACUUCACAUCUGAUCCUUGGCCUAGUAUAUCUGCCAGCGCAAAAGAUCUAGUGUCGAAAAUGCUUGCUAAAGACCCCAAGAAGAGGAUAACCGCAUACGAAGUGCUAUGCCACAGGUGGAUUCAGGUUGAUGGGGGGGCUCCAGACAAGCCACUUGAUUCUUUAGUCUUAGGCCGCAUGAAGCAAUUUUCUGAAAUGAAAAAGCUCAAGAAAUUGGCCUUAAGAGUUAUUGGAGAAAGACUUUCUCAAGAAGAAAUAGCCGGAUUGAAGGAAAUGUUCAAGAUUAUUGACACAGAUAACAGUGGUCAAAUCACUUAUGAAGAACUCAAAGCUGGAUUGCAAAGAUUUGGUGCUAAUCUUGCUGAAUCAGAAUUUCGUGCCCUAAUGCAGGCUGCGGACAUAAACAACAGUGGUACAAUCGAUUAUCAAGAGUUCAUAGCUGCAACAAUGCAUCUAAACAUGAUCGAGAGAGAAGAGAAUCUCUUGGCCGCUUUCUCGUAUUUCGACAGAGACGGAAGUGGCUACAUCACUCAGGAUGAGCUUCAAAAAGCUUGUCAAGAGUUCGGCAUCGACGAUAUCCACUUGGAUGAAAUAAUGCGCGAAGUGGAUCAGGACAAUGAUGGACGGAUAGAUUACAAAGAAUUUGAGGCCAUGAUGCACAUAGGGAAUCCUGAAUUCAGUAAAGGUCUAACCAUUGGAUUAAGGUAA